Messenger RNA from Cryptotermes secundus, 4544 nucleotides. RefSeq names its product pikachurin. The record is from RefSeq and is a predicted model, not a curated record. Gene Ontology annotation, molecular function: calcium ion binding. The coding region runs from base 132 to 2156 and encodes 674 amino acids. Lineage: Eukaryota; Metazoa; Arthropoda; Insecta; Blattodea; Kalotermitidae. The transcript is spliced from 11 exons.
UCGUAGCGAAAGAGUGGAAGUGGUGAGGUGGAGAAGGUAAAAGCCGCAAGGGAAGGGGACUAUAAUGGGACUGACUCCAGCAUACCGUAACGGCACGCUAAGAAGAAUACACCACGACCAUCGCACUAGAAAUGGAGAAAAUGGGAAUUGAGUGCUGGGGGAAUAGUAAGAACUGUCUAAGUGAGACGUUAGUGUUCCUACAUGCUUAUGGACGGAAGGGAAUGCUGUCUACAGCCAUACUCUACUGGGCAGAGAGAUCUACAUGGGAACUCAAUGUGGAGAUAAGGUCACCGCGGUUCACAGGCCAGGGUUGGCUCGCGUUUCCAGCACUUCGUGCCGCAUAUAAACACGUGCAGUUGGAACUUGAGUUCCGUCCGGAGGCCUGGGACGGUAUUUUACUUCUGACGGGAGAACGCGAUGACAUGGCGGGGGACUUCAUGGCCCUGCUCCUGCAUCAGGGAUUCGUCGAGUUCAGGUUUGACUGCGGCUCGGGUCUGGGAGUGGUUCGAUCUGAAGAGACGGUAUUGCUGAACCAAUGGAACCGGCUCACUUUGUAUCGCCACCGCUGGGACGCCUGGAUCCAGCUGAACAAUGGCAAACAUGUGGAAGGACGCUCCAAAGGCCUGUUUUCGCGCAUCACGUUUCGGGAGCCACUCUUCGUCGGCGGUCCGGGUAACACGACUGGACUUGCUGAGAAGCUGCCCACAGAGGAUGGGCUGAGAGGUUGCAUUAGGCACCUGGAAGUGAAUGACCAUGUCUAUAGGUUCAACAUUGCGCCCCUCGGGGACUCAGUCAAGGGAUUUGAUGUCGAGGAGUGCAGCGCCGAUCGAUGCAGCAAGGUUCCCUGUCAACAUGGGGGCAAGUGCCUCACCUCUGGAGAAACAGCAGUGUGCCUAUGCCCCCUCGGCUUCGCAGGGGAUCUGUGUGAGACGAGGGUCGAUCUGCAGGUUCCCUCUUUCAAUGGAUCAAGCUACCUUAGGUACCCUGGUCUCGGGGGAUCAGCGCUGUCCUGGCUUGACCUGCAGUUAACUCUGAAGCCUAUUGCUCAAGAUGGGGUCAUUCUGUACAAUGGGCAUCGUUCGGAUGGAGUCGGCGAUUUCAUGGCUGUGUACAUGAGCGAUGGUCACCUCGAGUUCACCUUUGAUCUGGGCACUGGCGUUGCCACCAUCAGGAGUGGUGAGCCAGUGACUCUGGGUGAGUGGCAUGAGUUGCGGCUGUCACGGACAGGUCGCCUUGCCAUUCUGCAGGUGGAUAGCAUGGCUCCAACACAAGCUAUGGCCCCUGGUGCCUUCACACAGCUUUCUCUCCCUCAGAACCUGUACAUUGGUGGAGUACCAAACUUUGAUAUGGUGUCACCAAAAGUGAGGGUCCGGACAUCCUUUGUGGGCUGUAUUCAGAAGGUGGUAAUCAACAACCAGCCACUGCAGAUUUUAGCAGCCGCCCUGGGAGGUGUGAAUGUAGACAACUGCCCUCACCCUUGUGUCACUCGGCCAUGUGGAGAUGAGGGUCGUUGUGUGCCUGAGAUGGAUUACUUCACGUGUGAAUGUGCACAAGGCUAUCAUGACACACAGUGCCAGCAGCAUGCUGCCCCUACCAUGCUACAGGACAUACCAAUCCCGAGAUUUGCUGGAAACAGCUACCUCCACUAUAGUGAUCCAGACACUAUGCGCAGGAUCAUCAGCUACAAGAUUAACAUCAACAUGAGAUUCCGAACUACCUCCUCUAUGGGUCUUCUUCUCUGGAGUGGACGUUGCAACAUGUCUGCGGCGGGGGAUUUCCUGGCCCUUGGUAUUGCAGAUGGUUACCUCCAUUUCAGAUUCAACUUAGGCAGUGGAGAAGUCACCAUACCAUAUAACUUUACACAAGUUGAUGAUGGCCUUUGGCACAGAGUGAAGGCAGUCAGAAAUGAACAGGAAGGAUCAGUGACAGUUGAUAAUGGCACAACAGUCACCAAGCGAUCGCCCGGCAAACUCAGACAGCUAAACACCGAUACUGGUCUUUAUAUAGGUGGAAUGGAGAAUAUAGAUCAUGCUUCACAGAACAAAUAUAAAAAUGGUAUGGUUGGCUGUAUCUCAGACCUUAUCUUAGAUACAGACUACCACGUGAAGCUUGUGCAAAUGUCAACAGCAGGCAAGAACAUCAAACACUGUGGCUAGGAAUAAAUAUUGAAACAAGGCAUAGUGAAAACACAUGCAUUCAUUGUGCCUAAACUGCAUUUCAGUGGAUCUUAAUUUGAUAUUGUCUAAAGCAUUUAAGAAAAACUUUUGAAAAGUGAUCUUCACCCAUUCAUGUCAAUUUGUAGUCCUAGCUUGUUUCCAUUCUUUGGCAGUGACAGUGUAUUCUGGUGAGCUGGCUUUCCUGACAUUUUGAAGAACUUGCUGUCUCCAUCUUCAAAGAAGAAUGACCUGACUUCAUUGGGCCACUGUUUAGUCAUUUUGUAUUGAAGAGAGAGAAAUCCAGAUGCUUGAAAUGUCAGAGUAAUCACGGAGGAAUGGAAACAAGAGUAUGUUUGGACAGUUCAUCGUUGUUUAUGUGGAAGGAGGUGAUGUUUGCCUUACUGAUACUUUCAAGUUGAAUGAUCAUGUAACUCUUUACUUGUAUGGUACAGAAAGUAAGAAAGUCUGGCACUAUUUAAAGGUUAAUACAAGAAAAACAUGGUCAAAUGAUCCUCUGAAAUGUUUCCUUAUCCUUAUUGAUUGUCUCAGUAACCAGAAUCACUAUUUGUAUCACAUUCUUUGGCCUACUCAGUGGGAUAUCAUACACUGGGUAUCAACUAGAACGAGCAUACAAAGGCCCCGCAAAACAGAUGGUUCAACUGUAUGCUGCUAUAAUCCAGCUGCAGCACACUAAAUGCUUCACAUAACCUUUUGCUGUGUUGCUCUCUUCAGCAGCAAUACUUUUUCCUACACUCUGAAUUUUGUAGCUACAGUGGUCAUGCCAUUCAGAGCCUUCCAUGUGAGAAAGGUAAAUCUUUCCCUAAUGAACCAUAUCUUUUAGGAGUUAAUAUUUCUAAAUAAACAAUUUAUAUACCUUUUUAGAUUGUAAUUAUAACACCUGAAUGUUGCAUAAAAAUGAACUAUUCUAAACCAUUCAGUAUUUGCAUUCAUUACACUGAAAGCAACUUCAUCAUCAGUGGCUACAUUUUAACAUAUCAGUGUAUAUCUAAUUUAACACUGCUGCCAAGGUCUGUGAAACUGGUGCUGCUUGUAUAAUCUCUGGUGACAGUUCUGUUAGUACUGCCUAUAUUGAAUACUUCUGAUAGUAACAAUUUUUUGUUGUCUGAAGUUUCUCAUUUGCAAUGAUUUUACAGGCAAAAUUCACUUAAAUUUCAAUUUCCUUGCUUAAACUGUGAGAACAGAAUUUGUAAAUUCAAGCACUGAAUCAUGAACAUAAAAUAGGUAAUAAAUGGAAAUACUUAUGUAUGAAAUAGAUCACUAAAUGUGCAGAUUUUAUAACAAAGUGCUUUUUGUGAUGUCCCUCUCCAUUGCCUGGCAUGGAAGUACAGUCUUCUCAACACAUAUUAGUAUAAUAGAUUAGUUUAUACAAUGUACUCUUAUUCAUGCCAUACUUGUUCUAAUCUGUUGAAAGAUACAUGAAAAAAUGCCAACUGCAAGAUCUCAUCAGGCACAAGAAACUCAAUAUGAAUUUGGUAAAAGUUGCUUUACUUCCACAUAAACAAUUAAAUAUCUAAUAAAAUUACAUUGCAUUGGAAAUGAGAAGUAUGAAGCUAAUCUUGAGUAUGUUCUGCAGAUAACAUUAGUUCCGCAUAAGAUAAAUAUAUGCUUGUGAACAAAUUUGUGACAUAGAAGUUUGGAAACCCAGUACCUCAUCGUGAAACUUCAAAUUGUGGACCAAUUUGAUAAGUGUAUUAAACCUCAAGUAUACUGAAAUUUAUAAAAUUUAUAGAAACACAAAUUAAUCUUGCCAGAUAUUUAUAUGGGACAUCUACUGGAAUAGUGACUGUUUUCUAGAGAUUGCAUCUCGUUUUUGAAAUUCAGUUUAGGCAUUCUGAAACUGCCAUGUCUGCAGGGAUUUGAACACCUGCCUGCUGGACCAAUGGUGCAUUACCGAAGAUUUUUCUACGUCCAUCUGACCAGUCUUUGAGCAAGUAAAUACACUCUGCAUUUAAAUUUUGUGUGGUAAAAUCAUAUCUGGCAAUAUCUGCAGACACGAGCAUGGCAAUAUAGAUUUUUAUUAUGUUGAGAGAUAGUAGUUAUGUUGUACAGAUGUAAGAACAAUAUUCUUCUAAGUCUGACUGAACUAUUCUGUAAUUUAUAAAACAAAUAUUGAACUUUUAUAAAUAGAUUCAUCAUUGUGAAUCAGAUACUUUAUAUCCAGUGAAUGAAAGAUGCGAGUGAAUUUAUCAGUAUGGGAUAUUUUUGUGUGUACGUCAGUAGGUAUAAAAAUGGCAACCUUGUGUUUUUCUAGUGUACUGUACAAAGCUAUAAAAUUGACAGGCAGAAAUUAUGUAAACUGUGGUGGGAUUAUAUUCAACUUUUCUAAGUGCUUUAUAGAAGAUGUUGUCUUCUAACUUAGCGGCCUCA